CACGCAUGAGUUGUGUUUCCCUCCGACUCCGAGAAAUCAAAAAUAAGAAGAGACCAAAUUUUCUUCCCCCCUUUCUCCGCCAGCCCGCCGCGACGUGUCUCCCGCUCCCGCGCGCCCCUUUCCGGUGAGCGGCCGCCCUCGGCUUUCCGCUUUCCCUCCUCUCCCUCCCUGCCCUGCUGUGCACUGCUCGGUUGUUCGGUGGCCAUUAAUUUGCACGCUGCCAAAAAUCACGCAGCCCUCACGCUUUCUGGCUCCUCCUCCCCUCCUCCGCCGUCAGGCUCGCCGCACAGCGGUUUUACACUGUUUCGACUUCGCCUCUUCCUCCGCGUCCGCGACCGCGACCGCGCGCGAUAGACCAAACAGCACGGGUCAAGGGCCGACCGGUUCAAGUCUCGGCGGCGACUCGGAUUCCACUCGACCACGCGGACGCCAUCCGUGACAUUCAAGUCCCUUGCCGCGUUUUACUUGGCCGCUGAGACCUGAGUCUAUCGGGACACGAGCAGAGUUGCAGAGCGGCAGGGAGGUUGCUGGUCGCGCGGCUUCCAACCAACUCCAUCCAUGGACCUCGCCCGGCGGGAGGCGGACAGGGCCGCCGCAGCGGAGUUCGUGGCUCUCGACAUCCGGGGCGAGGGGGAGUCGCCUGCGAACGACCCGGAAUUGCUGAUGGAAUCCUCAUUUGUCGCCGCUAAGGAGUUCGAGCGGGAUCGGAGAGGAGACGUCAUUUCUUCCUCCUCCGGUGCGUAUGAGAAGCAGACAGUGCCUGUGCAUGUUGAUGACUGCCCGAGGGAACACUUACAGCCCUCCACGCCAACUGCAGGUGGUGGUGCAAAGCGUCGUCGUUCCAGCCGUCGUGUUCUGGGAUGGCGUGAUCCCAGGAAAAUACUCUUCGCCUUUGCAGCAUUAAGUAUAGCUGCGAAUGUUCAGCCUCAAGUCUUGUUGGAUGAAACCGGAACGCUCUGCCAAUAGUUGUGCAAACAUAACUCAUCUCAGCUUGGCUGUUAUGGUCGCUAGAUCGGUGAGGGAUUGGAGAGGGAUAUCAAUGGACAGGAAUGUCGGCCGGGUGCCUCUGCCCACGGCCGAGCAAGAGGAGGGUUUCUUUCUUUUAAUUCUUGCCUACUUUAUUUUUCAUCCAUUGAUUACAUAAAUAGGCCAGCUGGUGGCCCCUAUCUAGCUAGAGAUCCUUAUCUCCUUAAAACUUUCCUAAAAACUCUCAACAACUACUAACUGAUAAUCUUACUAGUUAAUCUCAACUAAUCUCCUAGAUAAUCUCAACUAAUCUUUUAAUCUUAUCUCUAACUAUCUUUAUCUAAUCCCCCUUGGAGGGCCCAUGGCUGCUGCUGCCGCAGGCCCUCCGUGGGCCUCCUUAGGCCCCGACACUACACCCCCCUGGACAAGCAGCUCGUCCUCGAGCUGCAGCAUCCAACAAACGACCUGUAAUGACCAAACUUAUCACCAAAAAAUGAAUCUUUUACAUCUCGACUCAUCUUUUAAUUAUUCUAGAUAUACUGCAACUACAAGCAUCAUCAUGUGUCCCAAGGAAACGUUGCACAACGAAGAGGAGGGCGCGAGCUGGAACCACGGAGGUAAAGACACAACAGCCUUUGGAGGCGGGCAUGUGGAGGCCAACGUUGGUGUUGCUUGCAACAAGUGAAUCUCGUGCAGUGCAGCCCCUCAUGGUCAUGCGGCCACCAGUGCGUAAAGGGUGGUGUGGCUGGAGCAGAUGGCGGCGAGACCAGCAGACCUCCUUGUACGAAGGAGAGUAGUCGUGGUAGUUGCCCGGUCGCCGUAGAUGAGGGCCACCGCCGGAUGGAGCGUUGCAAAGGGGCGCCAUGCCUUGCAGCCUCUUGUGCGCGGAGGUGAACAACCAUCAUGUUGCUCGGGCGCGCUGGUGCAGCUACGACUCCCACGCAAUGGAGCACCCUAUCAUCUGCUUCACCCGCCAACGCGCUAAGAAACCGCAUGCUGCAGCCUAUAGGUGGACAACAGCCGCCAUCUGUCGCGGGGCAAGCACCCUCUCCUGGACAUCGCUCUUGGGUUCAAGGGUAGCGGUGAUUGGUGCUCCUGAUGACGAGGGCGGUGUCGGUGAUGAGGGCACGACAAAUGUGGCAGUAGAAGUUGCCACUGCUGCGAGGGAACCAAAGCGCUGUUGGCACAUGAUCUUGAACUGUGGUCACGUGACCUGACGCUCAUCGCAUUCUAGCCGCCUGAACCACGUAUGUGCAUGGCCGGUGAGGUGAUACGAUGCCAGCCAGGCCUUGUCUGACUCCAGAGCGCGCUGGCUCUAGAAGAAUUGCUCGCAACCGUUGAACCACCCCAGAGGGUCACCGCUGCCGUCGUAGAUGGGAAGGAGGGGGUGCUGCAGUCGUCGACAUGGUAGCAGCAGCGAGGGUCGGCGCAGGGGCUGGUACACCUGUCCUAGUAUGGUUGCCCUUGGCUUCGUCAGCCAUGCAAUUGUGAAAGUCGCCUAGAGAGGGGGUGAAUAGGCGAAACCUGAAAAUUAUAAACUUUGAGCACGCACUAUGCCCAGGGUUAGCUUUAGAAAUAAUUCAGUGCAGAAGAUAGUUCUCUUUGCUAUGAGUUGCUCAAUCAAUACGGAUAACCUUGGGAGCAAACUCAAAUCAAUAUUAGCAAGGGAACUUUUAGAGAGAGGAAAGAGGAGGAAACAAAUCAAGUGGAGAUUAACACAAAUGAUUUGUUUACCGAGGUUCGGUUUCAAAGAACCUAGUCCCCGUUGAGGAGGCCACAAAAGUCGGGUCUAUUCCAACUCUUUCCCUCUCUCAAUCGGUCACACGAACCGGUCGAGUGCUUCUCCUUAAUUACUUGGGUUACUAAGACCCCGCAAGGAUCACCACACACUUAGGUGUCUCUUGCUAGCUUUACAAAGCACUUAGAAGAAUUAGAAUGAGAAGGAGAAAGCAAUCCAAGCAAUAAGAGCAACAAAAGAAACACAAAACACCAUCUCUCAAGUCACUAAGCAAUUGAGUUGAUUUUGAGGCUUGGAGAGUAUUUGAUCUUUUGAUCGUGUCUUGGAGUGUAUGCUAUUGCUCUUGUAUUGAAUGUGGAGUUUAGAAAACUUGGAUAGCUUGAAUGGUGGUGGUUGGGGGGUAUUUAUAGCCCCAACCACUAUUCUAGCCGUUGCUGACUUGCUGUCGAUGGCACACCGGACAGUCCGGUGGUGCACCCGAAAUGGCACUGUUCAUCGUCCGGUGCUUGCCACGUCAGCAGACCGUUGGGUUUGGAGCGGUUGACGUUGAGGUCCUUUGUCCUCUUGUGACACCGGACAGUCUGAUGCACUCUAACUUUGCAGUCCUGACUUCUGAACUUGCGCGCUGUUCACUGUUCAUCUGACAUCUCAGUCGACCGUUGGGCGCAGUUGACCGUUGCUCUGGUGGCUCACCGGACAUGUCCAUUGCACACUGGACAGUCCGGUGAAUUAUAGCGGAGCGACUUCUAGAGAAACCCGAGAGCGGCCAGUUCGCGAGGUGCUUGGCCUGGACAUGCAGCAACAAUGCUUUGUCUUUGCUCCAAACUUUUUAGAGUUGCCCAACUUAUUUUCUUUGUUGGUUUAUGUUGAACUUUAUGCACCUGAGAUAAAUGACAACUGGCAAACUAGUUAGAUCACGUGGUUUGUGAUGGACGUCAAACAACAAAAUCGAUUAUAGGAAAUGAUUAAGCCCAUUUCCCUUUCAACUGGUGAUGAAGACGGCCCUGAGGGCGCAGCGCAAAUGGUAGGCAUCGCCACCCACGAAGAUGUAGGUGCCGGAGCGGGCGACGACGGCCAGGCCGCUGGUGCUGGCAUGCUGCUGGAGAGCGCCAUGUUGAUUGCAUUGAGCUUCGCAAACAUAUCGUCGAAGUACGCUUGGUCGGGAACCCAAGGACUCAUGAGAGGCAGAGGCGCAGCCGUGGGCCGCUCAUACUGCGUGACGUUGGUGUAGGGGUUCCAGUAGUAGAGGUAGCCGGUGAUGCCGUCGACGAGGCCGCACCACGGCUUGGGCAACGUUUGGUCUUCCGGCGCGUACAACGGGGUUGCGCGCCCGGACGAGCCACUACCGCUCGACAUCGGGUCCGGUUGGGUCUAGGCAACCCGCUUUGGCGCCCACAAUGUGGUGCGGAGGUUGUACUCGCACUGGUUGAGGUGUCGACUGUGCUUGCGCUAGUUGAGGUGUCAGCUGUACGCCCGCUGGUUGAGGUGUGGUGGUGAGCGACGACGUAGAUGCGGUGGCGGCUGGGUGUUGCGGGUGAAUAACGCAGGAACAGACGCGAUGAAAGGGCGAUGGGAAAAAAAUUGGCUCCGAAUACUAGGUGUUAUGGUCGCUAGAUCGGUGAGGGAUUGGAGAGGGGUAUCGAUGGACAGGAAUGUUGGCCGGAGGCCUCUGCCCACGGUCGAGCAAGAGGAGGAUUUCUCCCUUUUAAUUCUUAUAUACUUUAUUUUUCAUCAAUUGAUUACAUAAAUAGGUCAGUUGACCGUCCCUAUCUAGCUAGAGAUCCUUAUCUCCUUAAAACUCUCCUAAAAAUUUUCAACAACUACUAACUGAUAAACUUUCUAGAUAAUCUCAACUAAUCUUAUAAUCUUAUCUAUAACUAUCUUUAUCUAAUCCCGCUUGAAAGGCCCAUUGCUACUGCUGCUGCCACAGGUCCUCCGUGGGCCUCCUUAGGCCCUAACAUUGGCAUUCUCAUUGCUGUUACGCUGGAUGGGAUAUACGUACUCGGUACUAUGACAACUAAGGGCUUGUUCGGUUAGCUCUCAAUCCAUUGAGAUUGGGUGGGUUUAAAUUCCAAGCAAGUAAAAAUUUUCACAAUUUUUUCUAAUCCCGUCUAAUCCAUAGGUAACGGGAUUUAACCGAACAAGGCCUAAAGGAUUUCACAAUGAUUAAUCAUAGUGCAUUCGAGAAAAGUCAACGAUGUGAACGACUGAACAUUGGAAGUUAAAAAAAUCGUACAACCAUGAACCAUGUCUCUGUAUAUAUUGUUUUGCAUCAGUUUAUUGAGGACAUAUGCACUCUACAUAAGAAAACACUUAGAGAACGUACUCCGUACCAUUUUUCUUGUCUGAGUAUAGUAAUCAUGUUGUAGACAUGUGAAGUAUCAACGAGAUGCUGAUGAUGCGGUACGCUGUUUCCUGUGUGCAACAUUUACAUCAUUUACAUAUACUUCUAUUUGUAGGUCCAGCGUGGGCACUUUGAUUCUGCUCUACUUUACACUCUCUAUGGGGAAGAUGACAGGAGGUCAAGCUGAUGGCCAGUGAUAGCCUUGCUCUGUCUUGCUUGCAAUAGCAUUACUAAUAUUUAUUUGUACAGAAGAAACUGAAUAACUGGCUGCUUUCUAAUGUAGUAGCCACCACAUCCCUGCGUAUAUCUUCAUGAUUUCCUGAUUUUAGAUGUUUGUACAUAGGCACAGGAAAGUUGUAUUACAGAUACAGUUUUAAGUGAAAAGCUUCUUCUCAUGAGGAGCGUUGAACAGUCCAUUUUGAGAUGCUAGUUACCGGCUGAAACAAUGUUUCUUAUUUCCAAUAUCGAAGUCUGUAUAAGUGGCUGUUGUUUGAGAAAUUUCAGAGA
Zea mays is the source of this 5555-nucleotide messenger RNA. RefSeq lists its product as uncharacterized. Bases 559 to 966 code for a protein of 135 amino acids. The record is from RefSeq and is a predicted model, not a curated record. The transcript is spliced from 5 exons. NCBI's taxonomy places the organism in Eukaryota, Viridiplantae, Streptophyta, Magnoliopsida, Poales, Poaceae.